AUGACUCGCCUGGCAUUCCGUGCCACCCGCCCUGCCAUCAUGUCUGCCAUCUCAGAUUGUCACCAUCUUCGUCCACGGCGCUUUGCUCCGCUUGAUCCAGCUCGGGCGUCCGACGCACCGUCCUUGAAGGGCAUCAUAUUUGACGUGGAUGGUACUCUAUGUCUACCACAACAUCAUAUGUUCUCUGAAAUGAGGCAAGUUCAAAGCAAUUGCGGUACCGGGGUCCCUUAUGAUAAUCACGAUCUAACUCCUGAACUCAGAGAAGCUCUGGGCAUUGACCGCUCCGUCGAUAUCCUCCACCAUAUUCGCGACCUUCCCACACCGGAGGAGCGUGCGGUGGCCGUCUCCAAAGUGCAAGCCGUGGAACAGCGCGCAAUGCUGGAUCAACAACCCCAACCUGGCCUAUCCCAAUUAAUGAACUAUAUACAGUCUCGCAAACUUCCCCGUGCGCUCUGCACCCGAAAUUUUGAGGCACCCGUGCAAUAUCUCCUCCAGAACCAUCUUCCCAGCCACAUUUUUCUCCCUAUCAUUACCCGCGACACGCCCAAUGUGGUCCCCAAGCCCGACCCGGCUGGGAUCCUGCACAUUGCGCGCGAGUGGGGGUUGACGAACAGGGCGGAGAGCCUGAUCAUGGUUGGCGAUAGCAUCGACGAUAUGACCGCCGGGCACACAGCAGGUGCGGCAACGGUCUUGCUCCUGAACGAGCGCAACAGCCACCUCAAGGAACACGCCCAUACGGACCUCUGCAUCAGCCGCCUCGAUGAACUAGUCGAUAUUCUGGAGCAGGGGUUUGUCGGCUACCGCAGAAAUGACGAUAAUGGGGAGUGA
This is a messenger RNA of Penicillium macrosclerotiorum, 828 nucleotides long. Its product is annotated as putative haloacid dehalogenase-like hydrolase. Lineage: Eukaryota; Fungi; Ascomycota; Eurotiomycetes; Eurotiales; Aspergillaceae. The transcript has 5 exons. The record is from RefSeq and is a predicted model, not a curated record. Bases 1 to 828 code for a protein of 275 amino acids.